AUGUCAGCCCUCCCCAAAUUCAGAGAAAUGCUCGAAAAUGCUGCAAUCCAAGGCUACGGAUGCCAUGGACAAAAGUGCCAAUUUGUUCCAAAUUCGGCUCUCGAUCACAUCAUGACCUACGAAGCCAUCUUCCGAGCUCUACAAGAAAUUCCCAGCUUGGAACCCCACGUCAUCCCAGCAUACACAAAGCACAUCGAAAGCAAAGCCCAGAAAAUCUUCGCAAUCCUCUUGCUGAUGAAUGCAGAGAGAUCAAUAGCGGAUUUCCUGCAGCAGGACCUAGGGGACGCAAAGCUGCCUCUCAAAUUCUCCGCAGAUGUCGACAGCUCGGUCUUAGAUACCGCAGGGCAACGUCUAUUCACGGAGCAGCAAUGGCGAUUCCUGGCGCCGGAGUUCACGGUCGCACGAUCUUCGAUCAGUAGAAUUUUCCCAGAGGAGACAAUACUGCCAUUUACGGGGCAAGAAUCGCUGAGCAAGGGCAGUUCGGGGCAAAUCUCCAAGAUAUGGAUCCACCCGUCUCACCAGGACUUCCUCUCAGACAGCCGCGCUUCUGGCACUCAACAGUGUGUCUUCGCCCUCAAGAGAAUUGAGCCCAACCGCACCCACGCUCGUGAACGCAAAGCCUUCACAGCAGAAACCCGGUCGUUGAGCAUGUUACUCAAGCUCCGCCACUCCAGCAUCGUACAACUCCUAGCAGCCUUCUCUCACGGGUCCACAUACAAUUACAUAUUUCCCCUGGCGGACAUGGAUCUCGAAAGCUUCCUGCACCGCUCCCCGCGGCACCCAGAAUUUACGGACGACAGAAGCAUCUUCCGCGCCAUGGCAGGCGUAGCGAGCGCGCUGGAAAACAUUCAUGAUUUCGUGUACAGGGAGCAAGACCUGCAUGUGUCGAAGAUCGGGUUCCAUCAUGAUUUGAAGCCCGAGAACAUCCUCGUCCGCGGCCGCGGGUUCCUGAUCACGGACUUUGGGCUAUCGAGGUUCUGUGAUAAGGAUGCGUUGGAAAAGGUUGGGUGGGUUGGAGGUAACGAGACUUAUGCGCCCCCUGAGGUAGAUCCUGAGUUUCGCGAUUGUGGGGGUGGGGAUGUUGACAGUUGUGCGGUGGAUCUAUGGGCUUUCGGCUGUAUUCUGAUUGAGGUUGUGGUAUUCAUGCUAGGAGGGCCAAUUGGUUUGGACCAAUUCAGAGAUUGUAGACUCACCUGGUACUGUCGGUCAAGGGAUGACUGCUUCCAUCGCGGGAAGGCCCUGAAGCCGGAAGUUGUUACUGUGAUUGAGAGAUAUCGGCAGAUGUCCAGUCUCGGAGGGUCUGCGGCACAGAGCCUGGAUCUUGCAUGUCGAUUGUUGAAUUUUGAGCCAUCAAAACGUCGGGAUAUCCAAUUAGCUGUAGAAACAGCUCGGAUUGCUUCCAAUGCUCAGUAUUGUAGGGCUAGUGAGCUCUUGGGGAAGCGAAACAGGAAUCUUGAUAUGCGCUUACACAAGGCAGCAGCAGCAGGCGACGUGGACGAAGUCAGUAGAUUAAUUCAAGGGGGCGUAAGUGUCAUGGCAAAAGACGAAAAUUGGAGAACAGCACUGCAUUGGGCAGCACUGUGCAAUCAAGGUGCAUCGCUAAGGCAAUUGUACGAAAGCACAAAUGCAGAGGAUCGAGAACGCUUGAAUAAGGAGAGGGAUAGUCAAGGCCGAACUGUACUAAGUCUUGCUACUCAAUAUGCGAAUGUUGUUACCGUCAGAACAAUAUUGGAGGAGGCCAGCGGUCAGGAAAACUUGGGAGAUCUCGUAAGUCAAUGUGAUGUAUUUGGCAUGUCCCCACUCCAUUUAGCUUGCCAAGCAAGAGACUAUGAGAUAGUUCGAGAUCUUCUAGAAGGAAUUCCGGAUGGGAAGGAACGAUUUGACAACAAGAUGUUGAAGGACGACAGGGGGAUGACAGCGCUGCAUUAUGCUGCCCAGAAUCCUGAACGGGAGACCGUGUUGCUGCUUCUGGCUGAUGGAGGAGAGGUGCUCAACGUUCAGAAUGGCAUGGCCAUCAGGAUGGUCAAUGACUGCAACGAUGAUGGCUUGACUCCUCUUAUGCUCGCCGAAGAGAAUGGUUGCACCUAUGUAGCAUCGCUGCUACAUGACAUAGCGGGAGCAGACCACGCGAUGGACAAGAUUGACCCACUGAGAACAGGACGCUAA
Molecule: messenger RNA, 2166 nt
Organism: Bacidia gigantensis
Lineage: Eukaryota; Fungi; Ascomycota; Lecanoromycetes; Lecanorales; Ramalinaceae
Exons: 2
Coding region: 1-2166 (721 amino acids)
Biological process (GO): peptidyl-serine phosphorylation; peptidyl-threonine phosphorylation
Molecular function (GO): ATP binding; protein binding; protein serine/threonine kinase activity
Source: RefSeq, a predicted model, not a curated record